AUGGCAUUGGACAUGUUCUUUGCAACACGUUCUAGUGAGACGAAGAGGCAAGGGAGAGAUAGGGUGGGGAGUUGAUAGUCAGGUCACCAUGGUAACAUGCCCCCCAUCCCCUCUCACCCAUCACCUCUCAUUCAUCCCCAUAGUAAUAGCCAAGCUCUGUUGCCCUGGAGACCACAGGGGAUGGUAGGGGAAUGCAGUGUGUGUGUCUGUGUGUGUGUGUGUGUGUAGUGCAUGCACAAUUGGGAUUAUGAAAGGCAGUAACAAGCUCCUAUCAGCUUGGUGAAACUAAUUUGUUGCUGUUAAAUGGUGUGUAUUUUCCAUCUGAACUAACAUAUGAGGGGGACUAUUGGGCUAUCCAAGGGGAAACCAUAGAGGUUAAAACCUCUGAAGUUCUACCACAACUUCAUCAUGAGGAUUCUUCAGCUGUUUCUAAAAAUGACUUUAUUUUAACCCAGCUCUUAUUCUAACCCAGCUCCCAAUGAUGGACAAUCCUUGCUUCCAUGUGUGUGUCUUGUGAGAGCAGGCUGUGAAAUAAUCCACGUUUAUCGGAUGAAAGCAAACUGACAACUCACUGAGUUCUUUCAUGACAAUAUCCCAGACAGAGUGAAUAGGCAAUGCGAUCAUAUUUCUUUUUAGUUUUUUCAACAUUGCUGUUUUGAAUCCUAUUUAAAGAGCGCUAUAUCAAGGUUACAUCCCUUUGAGCUCUCAUGUUUUCCCUUUAGUCCUGUUGUGACAGCCUGCCUAUCUGAUAGGACUAAUAACAUGGUAAUAGCAUAAAUUACAUGGUAAUGAAAUGUUAAUAAACAGUUUUCUAUCUCUUCCUCUCUUUCACCCAUCACCUCUCUCUCUUCCUCCGCCCUCGCUCCCCUCCUUCUCUCUCCAUUCUCUCUCCCUUCGCUCUUCCUCCCCAUCUCCCUCUCGCUGUCAGGUCUGUCCUCCCGCUCUCCUCCGGCCUCCAAGAUAGAUUCCCUCAGGAGUAAGGUUGAGCUCCUCCGCCUGCCUCUGGCCCUCUCCUCCAAGUCCAUCAGCCACCGCAAGAGUCAGCUGGGCGGAGCCGGGGAGCGCGGCACGGGGGGAGGAGGGGCCCACAGGGGCAAACCCCGCCCACCGGCCUCCGACAUGGACAACGAGUCGCAGUACUCAGGCUACUCCUAUAAGUCCUCGCACUCCCGCAGCUCCAGGAAGCACAGGUGGGUAACAUAUACAUGAUAUAUAUACACUGACUGUACAACUCAAUAUUAGGAAGGUGUUCCGAAUGUUUUGUGUACUCAGUAUAUACUUACAGUGAGGGAAAAAGUAUUUGAUCCCCUGCUGAUUUGGUAUGUUUGCUCACUGACAAAGACAUAAUUAUAAUUUUAAUGGUAGGUUUAUUUGAACAGUGAGAGACAGAAUAACAACAAAAAAAUCCAGAAAAACGCAUGUCAAAAUGUUAUAAAUUGAUUUGCAUUUUAAUGAGGGAAAAAAGUAUUUGACCCCUCUGCAAAACAUGACUUAGUACUUGGUGGCAAAACCCUUGUUGGCAAUCACAGAGGUCAGACGUUUCUUGUAGUUGGCCACCAGGUUUGCACACAUCUCAGGAGGGAUUUUGUCCCACUCCUCUUUGCAGAUCUUAUCCAAGUCAUUAAGGUUUCGAGCCUGAUGUUUGGCAACUCAAACCUUCAGCUCCCUCCACAGAUUUUCUAUGGGAUUAAGGUCUGGAGAAUGGCUAGGCCACUCCAGGACCUUAAUGUACUUCUUCUUGAGCCACUCCUUUGUUGCCUUGGCCGUGUGUUUUGGGUCAUUGUCAUGCUGGAAUACCCAUCCACAACCCAUUUUCAAUGCCAUGGCUGAGGGAAGGAGGUUCUCACCCAAGAUUUGAUGGUACAUGGCCCUGUCCAUCGUCCCUUUGAUGCGGUGAAGUUGUCCUGUCCUCUUAGCAGAAAAACACCCCCAAAGCAUAAUGUUUCCACCUCCAUGUUUGACGUGGGGAUGGUGUUCUUGGGGUCAUAGGCAGCAUUCCUCCUUCUCCAAACAUGGCGAGUUGAGUUGAUGCCAAAGAGCUUUAUUUUGGUCUCAUCUGAUCACAACACUUUCACCCAGUUCUCCUCUGAAUCAUUCAGAUGUUCAUUGGCAAACUUCAGACGGGCCUGUAUAUGUGCUUUCUUUAGCAGGGGGACCUUGCGGGCACUGCAGGAUUUCAGUCCUUCACAGCGUAGUGUGUUACCAAUUGUUUUCUUGGUGACUAUGGUCCCAGCUGCCUUGAGAUCAUUGACAAGAUCCUCCCGUGUAGUUCUGGGCUGAUUCCUCACCGUUCUCAUGAUCAUUGCAACUCCACGAGGUGAGAUCUUGCAUGGAGCCCCAGGCCGAGGGAGAUUGACAGUUAUUUUGUGUUUCUUUAAUUUGCGAAUAAUCGCACCAACUGUUGUCACCUUCUCACCAAGCUGCUUGGCGAUGGUCUUGUAGCCCAUUCCAGCCUUGUGUAGGUCUACAAUCUUGUCCCUGACAUCCUUGGAGAGCUCUUUGGUCUUGGCCAUGGUGGAAUCUGGUCUCUUUGGUCUUGGCCAUUUGGAAUCUGAUUGAUUGCUUCUGUGGACAGGUGUCUGUUAUACAGGUAACAAGCUGAGAUUAGGAGCACUCCCUUUAAGAGUGUGCUCCUAAUCUCAGCUCGUUACCUGUGUAAAAGACACCUGGGAGCCAGAAAUCUUUCUGAUUGAGAGGGGGUCAAAUACUUAUUUCCCUCAUUAAAAUGCAAAUAAAUGUAUAACAUUUUUGACAUGCGUUUUUCUGGAUUUUUUUGUUGUUAUUCUGACUCUCUGUUCAAAUAAACCUACCAUUAAAAUUAUAGACUGAUCAUUUCUUUGUCAGUGGGCAAACGUACAAAAUCAGCAGGGGAUCAAAUACUUUUUUCCCUCACUGUAGGAUGAGGAGAGUGUAAAGAGGAGUGGUAUAGGGCAGGGACAUCUUUCCCUGGAUCAUAUCUCCUUGCCUCCUUCUCAACCAGGACACACACACACACUGUAAAUUCACUUUCACUUGCGUGUGACCACAUCCUACAUUAUAGAAGCUUUUAGUGUGUAUAAUAUUUUGACGAUGGGGUUUGGUUAACCUCUAGAAAGUAGAGUCUAGGACCUAUAUUAGGGUUAACCCUUUGUUUCUGUCUCUGUGUGUGAUGUUCAGGGACAGGCGGGACAGGCACCGCUCCAAGAGCAGAGACGGCAGUAGUCGUGGAGACAAGUCAGUCACCAUCCAGGCCCCUGGAGAGCCUCUACUGGACACAGAGUCCACCCGUGGAGAUGACAGGGUCAGAGUUCAGUCCUUUCCUACAAUACAUUUCCCAUCACUAUCAACACUAUCUUCUAUCUGUCUGUAUCCUGUUAUCCUCCACCUUUACUUGACUUUCUCUCUGUCUUUCUCUAGUCUGUCUUUCUCUAAUAUGUCGUUCUCUAAUCUGUCUUUCUCUAGUCUGUCUUUCUCUAAUAUGUCUUUCUCUAAUCUGUCUUUCUCUAGUCUGUCUUUCUCUAAUCUGUCUUUCUCUAGUCUGUCUUUCUCUAGUCUGUCUUUCUCUAGUCCAUCUUUCUCUAGUCUGUCUUUCUCUAGUCUGUCUUUCUCUAGUCCGUCUUUCUCUAGUCCGUCUUUCUCUAGUCCGUCUUUCUCUAGUCUGUCUUUCUCUAGUCCGUCUUUCUCUAGUCUGUCUUUCUCUAGUCUGUCUUUCUCUAGUCUGGCUUUCUCUAGUCUGUCUCUUUCUCUAGUCUUUCUUCCUCUAAUCUGUCUUUUUAUAGUCAGACUUUCUCUAGUCAGGCUUUCUCUAGUCUGUCUUUUUCUAGUCAGUUUUUCUCUAAUCUGUCUUUCUCUAGUCUGUCUUUCUCUAGUCCGUCUUUCUCUAGUCUGUCUUUCUUUAGUCUGUCUUUCUUUAGUCUGUCUUUCUCUAGUCUGUCUUUCUCUAGUCCGUCUUUCUCUAGUCCGUCUUUCUCUAGUCCGUCUUUCUCUAGUCCGUCUUUCUCUAGUCUGUCUUUCUCUAGUCCGUCUUUCUCUAAUCUGUUUUUCUGUAGUCUGUCUUUCUCUAAUCUGUCUUUCUCUAGUCUGUCUUUCUCUAAUCCGUCUUUCUCUUGUCCGUCUUUCUCUUGUCCGUCUUUCUCUAGUCCGUCUUUCUCUAGUCUGUCUUUCUCUAGUCUGUCUUUCUCUAGUCUGGCUUUCUCUAGUCUGGCUUUCUCUAGUUUGUCUCUUUCUCUAGUCUGUCUCUUUCUCUAGUCUUUCUUCCUCUAAUCUGUCUUUUUAUAGUCAGGCUUUCUCUAGUCAGGCUUUCUCUAAUCUGUCUUUCUCUAGUCUGUCUUUCUCUAGUCUGUCUUUCUCUAGUCCAUCUUUCUCUAGUCUGUCUUUCUCUAGUCUGUCUUUCUCUAGUCUGUCUUUCUCUAGUCCGUCUUUCUCUUUCUCUAGUCCGUCUUUCUCUAGUCCGUCUUUCUCUAGUCCGUCUUUCUCUAGUCCGUCUUUCUCUAGUCUGUCUUUCUCUAGUCUGUCUUUCUCUAGUCUGGCUUUCUCUAGUCUGGCUUUCUCUAGUUUGUCUCUUUCUCUAGUCUGUCUCUUUCUCUAGUCUUUCUUCCUCUAAUCUGUCUUUUUAUAGUCAGGCUUUCUCUAGUCAGGCUUUCUCUAAUCUGUCUUUCUCUAGUCUGUCUUUCUCUAGUCUGUCUUUCUCUAGUCCAUCUUUCUCUAGUCCAUCUUUCUCUAGUCUGUCUUUCUCUAGUCUGUCUUUCUCUAGUCCGUCUUUCUCUAGUCCGUCUUUCUCUAGUCCGUCUUUCUCUAGUCCGUCAUUCUCUUGUCUGUCUUUCUCUAGUCCGUCUUUCUCUAAUCUGUUUUUCUGUAGUCUGUCUUUCUCUAAUCUGUCUUUCUCUAGUCUGUCUUUCUCUAAUCCGUCUUUCUCUAGUCUGUCUUUCUCUAGUCCGUCUUUCUCUAAUCUGUCUUUCUCUAGUCUGUCUUUCUCUAGUCUGUCUUUCUCUAGUCUGGCUUUCUCUAGUCUGGCUUUCUCUAGUUUGUCUCUUUCUCUAGUCUUUCUUCCUCUAAUCUGUCUUUUUAUAGUCAGGCUUUCUCUAGUCAGGCUUUCUCUAGUCUGUCUUUCUCUAGUCCGUCUUUCUCUAGUCUGUCUUUCUUUAGUCUGUCUUUCUCUAGUCUGUCUUUCUCUAGUCUGGCUUUCUCUAGUCUUUCUUCCUCUAAUCUGUCUUUUUAUAGUCAGACUUUCUCUAGUCAGGCUUUCUCUAGUCUGUCUUUUUCUAGUCAGUUUUUCUCUAAUCUGUCUUUCUCUAGUCUGUCUUUCUCUAGUCCGUCUUUCUCUAGUCUGUCUUUCUUUAGUCUGUCUUUCUUUAGUCUGUCUUUCUCUAGUCCGUCUUUCUCUAGUCUGUCUUUCUUUAGUCUGUCUUUCUUUAGUCUGUCUUUCUCUAGUCUGUCUUUCUGUAAUCUGUCUUUCUGUAAUCUGUCUUUCUCUAGUCUGUCUCUUUCUCAUUAUCCUCUUGUCCUCUCCCAUUUGUUCAGGUAAUAUUUCCUCUCCUCUAUGACCUCCCAACAUAUGCUCAAAUAAAUCUCUCUCAAUCUCUCUCUCUCUCUCUCCCCCCUCUUUCUCCCUACUCCAGGAUGAUAACUGGGGUGAAACCACCACCGUGCAGACUGGCACAUCAGAACACAGCGUCUCUAACGAGGACUUGACGCGCGUCUCCAAGGAGCUCGAGGAGUCCUCCCCGUUGGAAUGCCGUCGUUUCCUUGGCCCUGCGUUGGGUGCCGUCCUGGGCCUCUUCGCUCUGGUCACCCCCCUGGCCUUCCUGGCUCUGCCCCAGCUGCUGUGGCGUGAGUCCCUGGAGCCCUGCGGCACGCCCUGCGAGGGCCUCUACGUCUCACUGGCCUUCAAACUCCUGGUCCUCCUGAUCUCCACCUGGGCUCUGUUCCUACGCCCGCCGCGUGCCACCCUGCCCCGCUUCUACGUCUUCCGCUGCCUGCUGCUGGCACUCGUCUUCCUGUUCGUAGCGUCCUACUGGCUGUUCUACGGCGUGCGUGUGCUGGAGCCCCGGGAGAGGGACUACAGGGGUAUCGUGGGGUACGCGGCGUCACUGGUGGACGCGCUGCUCUUCAUCCAGUACCUGGCCCUAGUGCUGCUGGAGGUCAGACACCUGCAGCCUGCCUUCUGCCUCAAGAUGGUGCGUACCACCGACGGGGCUAGUCGCUUCUACAACGUGGGACACCUCAGGUGGGUGUUUAUUACAGUGUGUAUGUGAAGUUUCAUGAAUGUUACUUGUGCAUGUGUAGUUUUUCAUAAAGCAUGGAAUGUGUGUGUGUUUUAGUGUGUUAUGUUUCAUGUUAAUAUCAGUGUGGUUUUCCUGUCUCUGCAGGUGCUAUCAAAUGUUUGUUUUUUUGGGUGUUAAUUUGCAUGUUUCAUACUAUACCCUCAGCAUUGGUUUUAGUUUCUGAGACCGUUAUGAUAACAAUGUGGUUGGCCCACCAUUCAAUCAGUUGAACUGAAACCUGCAUUACCUCAUCAGCCGGUUUGUUGCGUGUGUCAUUUGAAUGGUGUGAGUGUUUAGGUUGCAUCAGGUUAUUUGGAUAGCACUCAUGCGUAUGAUCCAAUGGGGGAGGUUGUGUCUGCUCCAGUAGUUAUCUGGUUCCCACCCUAGUCUGUUUAGAGAGGCACUGAAGCGGUGAAGCUGACAGCUGAUCUAAAAUAGCCGCAGUACCACAUCUGUCCUAUAGUCUGUGCUACAUGUGCUACUAUUGAAGGUAAAACACUUGUUUGAAUAUGUUGCAGAAGGGAUAAUGACGAUGAUGCUACUGAUGAUAAUGAUAAUGAUGGUAAUGUUGAUGAGGAUGAUGUUGAUCUUGGUGGUGAUGAUUAUGAUGAUAAUUAGAAUGUUUUCCAUAGUAAUGACAGAUUUGUUUGUCUCUCUCCAGUAUCCAGAGAGCAGCAGUGUGGGUGUUGGACCAGUACUACAGUGAUUUCCCAGUCUACAACCCUGCUCUCCUCAACCUGCCCAAGGCCAUCCUCUCUAAGAAGAUUUCUGGCUUCAAAGUCUACACUCUGGGAGAAGGUAAGACUCGAUACUAUCCUUCCUUCCUUCUCUCCUCUUCUCCUCCUUUCAUACCUAUUUUCCCUCAGUCGCUUUUCACCCCUCUCUUUAUUGUCUUCGCAUAGUGAUACAAGUUCUUUGCUAAAUGAAUAUGUUGCUUGCUUUUUCUUUAUUGUGAUUUAUCUUCCAGAGAACAGCACCAAUAACUCUACAGGUCAGUCCAGAGCGAUGAUCGCUGCGGCGGCCCGCAGGAGAGAUAACUCCCACAAUGAGUAUUACUAUGAGGAGGCAGAGAUGGAGCGCAGGGUCCGCAAGCGUAAGGCCAGGUGAGCUUGUCAGACAGGGAUGGCAAUAUUUAAAACUAGCCAAUUAUGCUUAAAAAGGCUGCCAUUGGUGCCCCCAAGACAAGAUAUACAGGAACUGUAUACCAGUCUAAAAUGUAAUAUCCAUAACACGUGCCCUACCUCCUCCCAGACUGGUGGUGGCGGUAGAGGAGGCUUUUACGCACAUCAAGCGUCUCCAGGAUGACGAGCCGGCCGCCUCAUCCCCCAAACACCCCCGUGAGGUGAUGGACCCCCGGGAGGCGGCUCAGGCCAUCUUCGCCCCCAUGGCCCGGGCCAUGCAGAAGUACCUGAGGACCACGCGCCAGCAGCCCUACCACAGCAUGGAGAGCAUUAUCAACCACCUGCAGUUCUGCAUCACGCACAACAUGACCCCCAUGGUGAGCCACUACACCCUUAACAUGACCACUACUCCCUUAACAUGACCACUACACCCUUAACAUGACCACUACUCCCUUAACAUGACCACUACACCCUUAACAUGACCACUACACCCUUAACAUGACCCAACUUAUACACUACUUAAUGACACUGCACCUUAAGACAUACACCUUAACAUGACCACUACACCCUUAACCAUGACACUACACUAACAUGACCUACACCUUAACAUGACCACUACCACCCUUAACAUGACCACUACAACCCUUAACAUGACCAACUCUACACCACUCUACACUAACAUGACCAACUUACAUACACACUCCUUAACAUGACCACUACUACCUUAACAUGACCACUACAUCCCUUAACAUGACCACUCACCACCUUAACAUGACCACUACUCCCUUAACAUGACCACUACUACCCUUAACAUGACCACUACACCCUUAACAUGACCACUACACCUUAACAUGACCACUACACCCUUAACAUAACCACUACACCUUAACUGACCACUACACCCUUAACAUGACCACUACACCCUUAACAUGACCACUACACCCUUAACAUGACCACUACACCCUUAACAUGACCACUACACCCUUAACAUGACCACUACACCCUUAACAUGACCACUACACCCUUAACAUGACCACCACUGCCUUAACAUGACCACUACACCCUUAACAUGACCACUACACCCUUAACAUUACCACUACACCCUUACCAUGACCCCCAAGGUGAGCCCCUAUACCCCCUUAAUAUGUCCCCUACACACUUACAACAUGACCCCUUAGAUGCCUCUCAGGCAGUAAGAUAUGAUUCAUACAUUCUUCAUGUGAUACCUAUACCCUUGACAUAACCAUACAUGACCUAAUAUUAAACUUGAGGUAUUCAUGACCUUAAAGGGAUUAGAAUAAGCAUGAUUCACUUGAUGAAUCAUAUCUAGCCUACUUAACAUUCACCUGAGAGAAAGUGUUCACCACAAACGUGAACCCACUUUCGAUAUGACAAGAUGUCGCACCCUGUCAGACUGUCUAUCUCAUUCUCUCUGUGUGUUUCUCUCAGGCCUUUCUAGAGCGCUACCUCUCCCCAGGCCCUACUAUGCAGUACCAGCGGGAGAAUGGUAGGGGGCGCCAGUGGACCCUGGUGAGCGAGGAGCCGGUGACGUCCGCCCUGCGCCCGGGUCUGGUUUUCUCUCUGCGGCGUCUCGACUUCUCCCUGGUCGUCACAGUGACGCCCCUUCCAUUCCUCCACCUGGGGGAGGAGUUUAUCGACCCCAAGAGCCACAAGUUCGUCAUGAGGCUGCAGUCGGAGACCUCUGUGUAG
Molecule: messenger RNA, 9073 nt
Organism: Coregonus sp. 'balchen'
Lineage: Eukaryota; Metazoa; Chordata; Actinopteri; Salmoniformes; Salmonidae
Source: the annotation of a GenBank genome assembly